AUGGAGCGGGAGAGGGUGCGACUGCAGGAGAAAGUUCAGAAGGCGGAGAGGGAGACGCACGUGCUGCGAGGGAGAGUGGGCGAGCUGGAGGAGCAGGUGCUGGCGCAGGAGCAGGAGCUGCAGGAAGCGACUUACCGCAUGGAAAAGGCUGUGCGGGAGGAGGAGCGGAAGAGCGUGGAGAUUCAGCGGAGGCUGGGGGAGGAGUAUCAGGCUGCUAUGGACGGGCAGAACCGGCUGCAGGCCAUGCUGGAGGAUCAGGGCAAGCGGGUGGAUGAGUUGACAACACUGCUGAGCCAAAAGGGGUUGGAGUGCAAGGACGUUUCCCAAAAGCUGCAUUCCGCGAAGGAAGAGAAUAACAAGCUGCGGCGAAGGCUCAAGGCCACUGCUCUGGCCCAGAGCUGCGAGGCAGGCUCGGCAAGCCCGGACCUGCGGGAGGCUCUGGCUCGGGCGGAGAGGCAGCUGCUGGAGAAGAAGCAGCAGGUGGAAGUGGCCGAGGCUCUUAACGAGGAGCUGAAAGAACAGCUGCUGGAGAAGAAGCAGCAGGUGGAAGUGGCGGAGGCUCUUAACGAGGAGCUCAAGGAACAGCUGUUUCUGGAGAAGAAGCAGCAGGUGGAAGUGGCCGAGGCUCUUAACGAGGAGCUCAAGCAGCAGGUGAAACACCUGACGGCCCGGCUGAGCCAGGAGGAUCUUCAGGUGUUUCGGCAGUCCUUCAAGGGGCGUUUGGCAGCUGCGGAGCAGUGUAUAUCGGAGCAGGAGCAGAAGAGCAAAGCGCUAAGCCAUGCUGCCGAGGCACACAUGGGACUGGGGGAGAGAUUGAAGGAGGUGGAGGAGGAGUGUGGGAGGUGGAGGGAGAUUGCCAGAGAGAGUGAGAUAAUGGCGGGUGGGGCGGAAGAGGCGCGUAGGCUUGCAGUGGAGCAGCUUGAAACGAGGAUGCGGGCGUGGGAGAGGGAGAAGGAGGAGCUGGUGCGGAGGAUGGAGGAGUUGGAAGGGGUGGAGAGGGAAAAUGGAGGGAAGGAAACAGAGGGAGUUAAGGAACAGUUGAGGAUAGCAGAGGAAGAGAGGGAGGAGAUGCGGAGGCGUUUGCAAGAGGCUUUAGAAGCUUGCUCCGAGAGUGAGGCGCUAGUAGAUGCUAUUGAAAGAUCAAGGGAAGGGCUUAAGCAGGAAGUGCAGGGGUUGAGUGAGAGGAACCGGGAGAUUGAGGCGGAGUUGGUGAGUGUGAGGGAGAGUGCGAGGGAGAGAAUGAGGGAGCGAGUGAGGGAGGCGGAGGAGGCAGUGGAGGAGGCGAAAAGGGAGUGUGAGGAGAUGCGGUGGAGGGUGGAUGAGGGGAGGAGGGCAGAGAGGGAGAGGGAGGAGGAGGUGGAGAGGCUAAGGGUUCAAGUGACGGAGGCUGUAGAGAGGAAAGAAGCGGCUGAGGAGGAAGCUGAGCUGGUAAGGAAGGAGUUGAGUGUGGUGCAGAGGGAAGUGGAGAGUGUGAUGGUGGAGCUAGAAGCGAGGGAGAGAGGGAUGGCGGAGCGGGAGGAGGAGGUGAGGGGGCUUGAGCAGCAGAUUGAAGGGCUUCAGGAAGAGGUGGAGAGGGAGAGGGAGGCUGUGAGGCGGGUAGAGGCAGACAAGCAGGAGAUUUCUCAGAGGAUUUUUCAGGAGAUUUCUCAGGAGAUGGAAGCAAGGGUUGAGAGGUUGGAGGAGCAGGUUAGGGGGCUUGAAGGGGAGGUGGAAAGGGAGAAGGAGCGAGUGGUGUGUGUGGAGAUGGCGCUUAGGAGGAAAGAGGAGGAGGUGCAGAGCGGUAGAGAGGAGCGGGAAGGGAUGGAAAGGGAGAUUGAGAAAAUGCGGGAGAAGGUGGAGGAGGAGGUGAAGGGGAGAGGUGAGGCAGAGGGGAAAGUGCGAGAGAUGGAAGAGGAGAAGAGGAGAGCAGAGGAGGAGAGAGAACAGGAGGUGGAAGGAUUGAGGGGAGAGGUGGAGAGGCUUGAGAAAGAGGUGGAGAGGGUUCGGGAGGAGUUGGAGGGAGUGAGAGGGCAGGUGGUGGGGGAGAGUGAAGUGAGGCGAAGGCUGGAAACCGUUGAAGGGGAGUAUGGGCGGCUUAGGCUGGAACUUUCUACGAAAGUGAGGGAGGCUGCAGCAGAGAGAGAAGCGACGGAGGAGAAGGAGAGGGAGUUGCAGCAAGUAAGGGAGGCAGCAGUAGUUGCGACUGAGGAGUGGAAGAAGGAGUUGGGAGAGGUUGAGAGGGUUAUGGGGGUGAUUCGGGAGGAGCGGGAGGCGGUGCAGAGGGAGUGUGAGCGGUUGAGGAAAGAGGCGGAGGAGAGGGAGGUGCAGGUGAGGCUGUUGGAAGGGGCAAGGGAUGAUGUGGUUGCUGCGAUGGGAGGGAUUCGGGAUGAGAAGAGAAAGGUUGAGAGGGAUAUGGAGGAGCGGAUUGAAGCUCUGAAGGUGGAGCUUGAGGAGGUGAGGAGGCGGGGGGAGGAGGAGAGGGAGGCGCGGGAGAGGGAGAGGAAGAAGGGAGAGGAGGAGAGGAAGGAGAGGGAGGAGGAGAGGGAGGAAGAGCGGCGUGUUAUGGAGGCGGAGAGGAGGCAGUGGGUGGAGGAGAGGGAGAGGAUGGAGGAGGAGAGGAGGAAAAUGGAGCAGGAGAAGGGGAGGAUGGAGGAGGAGAAGGAGAGGAUGGAGGAGGAAAGGAGGCGGUGGGAGGAGGAGGUGUGUGCUGCGAGAGAGGCAGCAGAGGAGGCGGAAGGGAAGGCGAGUGCUGCAAGAGAGUUGGUGGACGAGCUUCAGAGAGAGAUUGAUGCGCUGCAAGGAGAAAUCGAUGUGCUAAGGGAGCAGGGGCAGGCGCAGGCGCAGCAACAGGCACAUCAGCAGGGGCAGGGGAACGGAGGAGAGGCCAACGACAUGAUUGAGCUGAAACUGGUGGAGAGGGAGAAGGAGCUGGCAGAACUACAGGACCGGCUGUCGGUGCUUGAUCACGCAGUGGACGAGAAGGAGAGGGAUCUAGAGCGACUGGCAGCAGCACUGCAGGAGGCGAACAAGAAGCGGUGGGCGCGGGCACAGCAGAUCAAACAAAUGGAGGGAGAAAUGGCGGCUCUGCGGGAGCAGGUGCAGGGGCAGGUGGGGACUUUGGAAGACGCGAGUGGAGGUGAGGGGAGUGCAGCGAAGAAAGAUGUUGGAAGGGUGGUUCAGAGACUGCUGAUAGAGGUGGAAGAGGGAAGAAGGGAGGUGGAGGAGAGGAGGAAGAGAGAGGAGGAGCUGAAGGAGGAAGUGGAGGAGGGAAGGGAGAGAGUGAGGGAGGUGGAGGGACGGCAGAGAGAGGCGGAGAGGCGAGUGAGGGAGUUGGAGGAGGAGGUGUGUGGGUUGAAGGGGGUGAUGGAGAGGAGGGGGGAGGAGGGGCGUAUAUGGGAGCUACGAGCAAAGCAGCUGGAAAAGGCAGUGGAGCGAUGGAAGGAGUUUGAAGCAGCAGCGAGGCGGGAGGCCAAGUCCAAGAGAGAGGAGCUGGAGCUCAAUAGCAGACUGCUGGCUGAUGCUGUUAGCCUGAACGAUGAAAACGAGGUGACUCUGAAACGGCUAAGGGACGAGGUGUUGGCUCUGCGGGAGAAGUUAGAGGGUGUGGAGGCGGCGAGGGAGAAGGAGAGGAGGGGAGGAGGUGGGGGAGUGGGGAGUGGGGGGGAGAGAGCGGGUGGAGGAGGAGGGGAGGGGGAGCUGGGGCGGUUGAGGGAGGAGGUGAAGGGGCUGCGUUCGAAGCUGCGGGUUGCAGAGAUGGAGUGGGAGAGUGAGAGGGCGCAGAAGGGGCGGGCAGAAGAGGCACUGGCGAAGUACAGGAGGAAGCUGAGUGAACGGGAGGAGGAGCUGCAUGAUGCCUUGGAUAGGCUCUCUGCUGCUGCUGCUGGUGCUGGUGGUGGUGGUGGUGGUGGUGGUGUCGGUGCUUCUAAGGAGGAUUCUGCAGCAGCAGCUGUACUACAAGACAGGGUGUUUGCGCUCGAAAGGUGUGUUGCAGUAUCUGUUUAUAUGGGGUAUAGGUCUGGGGUAUAG
This is a messenger RNA of Closterium sp. Yama58-4, 4005 nucleotides long. Lineage: Eukaryota; Viridiplantae; Streptophyta; Zygnematophyceae; Desmidiales; Closteriaceae. The record is from the annotation of a GenBank genome assembly.